AUGAAUCCGUAUGAAGAACAACAACAACAAAAUAACGAUACAAAUCAAAGUGGAGUUGGAGGUUAUGUAAAUUAUUACAAUCCAUAUGUUCCUUCCUAUGUUGUUGGUGGAAAUGGAGGAAAUGGCUCUGAAUCAUCGACACCUGUCAUUAUUGAUUCAGCAUCUUCAUCAACAACACAAUAUUAUUCUUCCUAUCCGAAUAGUGAUACUAAUUAUACUAAUCAGUAUUAUUCUGGAGGUGGUGGUGAUUAUUCGAAUCAAGCUCCUCCUGUGAGUGAACCGAGUAUUGUGGUAAUUAGUGAAAGACCAGUUGAGAAUGUUGUGAAUUUACCUCCACAGAAAAUUCAUAAUGAUGACGUGAAAGUGGAUCCUGUCAUUCAGAGAGAAUUGGCAAAUAGUUCAAAUAUUUCGGCUGUUUCGGAAACUGCACCAGCUGCAACCACAACCUAUUCGAAUAAUAAUAAUUACAGUGCUACCAAUAAUACCUCUUCUAAUUACAAUAGUAGAAGAAGAACAAGUUGGAAAUGUCCAACAAUUUCAUGUUCAUGCCCAUCAUUUUCUUCAAUUGAUUGUGAUUGCUCAGCAAAAACCAAGGGAAUACUCGUUAUUUAUGGUGGAGGUGUCUUGCUGGUUCUCAUUGCACUGGCAUUAUUUGGAGUAGGUGGAGCUCUGUACGGAGUUGUUAAUUCAGAUUAUUAUUGCUAUAAUGAUCCAAAUGGAAUUUCUUAUGUUCAUCAAGGAUGUUGUAAUGCAACUCUGAAUGGUUGUUCCUAUUACAAAUCGAAUUCCUAUUGUUACUUUACCAUUUCAUUUCCAAGGUUGGGCAGUGCCAAAAUUCAACAAGAUCCUAAAAAAGGAUUUGGGUUGACUUGCUCAGCUGUUGGAAAUCAAGUUGUGACCAUGACCUCUGCCAAAACUUACUCUAGUUCUUUUUCCCUCUCUAUGCCCUCUUCCUCAAUGAUAGAUUGCUACACAAACAAGUAUGAAACAGCAGUAUCUCUGGACCCAUACAGUGACUUGUACACUUCUUACAUUACUGGUGGAGUUAUUUGUUUUUGUUUUGCUGCACCAAUUUUAUUUUUCGUAUUUAUUAAGGUUGCUAUUUGGCUCUAUGUCAAGUGGAAAAACAAUUAA
Messenger RNA from Naegleria gruberi, 1134 nucleotides. RefSeq lists its product as uncharacterized. The record is from RefSeq and is a predicted model, not a curated record. Lineage: Eukaryota; Heterolobosea; Eutetramitea; Acrasida; Naegleriidae. The coding region runs from base 1 to 1134 and encodes 377 amino acids. The transcript has a single exon.